This is a messenger RNA of Coffea arabica (coffee), 993 nucleotides long. The record is from RefSeq and is a predicted model, not a curated record. Lineage: Eukaryota; Viridiplantae; Streptophyta; Magnoliopsida; Gentianales; Rubiaceae.
AUGGAAAAUGAUCAUUAUGCACAUGGUGGGGAAACUUCUGACGAAUCGGACGAGGAGAAGCCCUUUUUGAUCUUCGCCAUAUUUGUUCUUCUAGGAUUGACCUUAUUUGACCCAUACCUAAACCCUUUGCAGCGGCGACGAAUCCGAUAUGGUUCACAGUCAGGUGCUCAAUGGGUUGUAGAGCUAAUAAAUGGCCAUCGAGGCAGAAUAUUCGACAACCUUCGCAUGGAAGCUCCCCUUUUCCUGCAAUUAUAUGACUUGUUGCUUAAGCGAGGUUAUUGGAAGCCACACCCUACACAACGGGUGGCAAUUCAUGAGUCUAUCGCCAUUUGCUUUCUGUGCUUGAGUCAUAAUGAGCGAUAUAAGGAUUGCGUUAGAGCUAUCGAUGGAACACACGUAUCAGUUUGGUGUAGAGCCGAAGACAGGGAUCGUUACCGGAACAGGCAUGGCGGCUUAUCACAGAACAUUCUAGCCGUGUGUGACCAUAAUAUGAAAUUCACUUAUGCCAGGGUAGGGUCGAAGGGUAGUGCCCAUGAUUCUAGGAUCUUACGAGAUGUUUUACUUGAUCUUAAUUGUGUCUUUCUAAUGCCACCAGCAGGCAAAUAUUAUGCGGUGGACGUGACAUACACAAAUAUGCCAGAGUUUAUGGCUCCCUUUAGGAGUGCACGGGGAAUCCCACAAGAGCGAGUAGCAAAAGCACUUUUCAACAGACGCCAUGCAUCUUUAAGAAACAUUAUAGAACGCACAUUUGGUGUCUUGAAAAAGCGAUUUCCGAUACUGAAGGGGCCCAUACAGAACUAUUUGAUGGCAACACAAAAUAACAUUGUCCUUGUUUGUUGUGCCUUGCACAACUUCAUGCACGAUCAUAUUCCCAAUAACGUAUAUUUUGUUGAAGAAGAAGCUGAUGCAGCAUUGGCAGAUAAUUCAGACCAGAGCAACCAAAUGUUUGAACCACAAUCACUCGAUAUGUCGGCACAAGGAAUUGUUGACUGA